UGUUGGUCGGUCAGUGUGGCAGACAGAGGGUCGAGUCAGUGUUGGCUGAGAGUAACUCUUACUUGUACCAUCAAGAGUAAUCAUGUUUGGAGGCUUAAAGAAGCUGUUAUUUCUUAUGCUGCUGGUUUUACCGGUCAUCAUCUCUAUAACAGAUGAAGGGCAUAUGAAGGCUUGGGCUCAGGAGGAUGAGGUAGAGGGAGAGGAAGAUGAUCUUACUGAUGAUGAUGAGGUAAAUGUGGACGAUGGUACUGGUGCUGAAAUAGAAACUGCAGAAGGCGGCGAAGAAGAAGAAGAGGAAGAAGAGGAGGCAACUGCCAAGGGAUCACCAGAUGCAGACACUGUUAUCCUUUUUACUAAGCCUAUUGGUGCAGGAACAGAACUACCUGCUGGCAAGUUGGUAGAGUUCCUUGUGGGCUUUACAAAUAAUGGUGACAAAGAUUUCGUUUUGGAUGCUAUUGAUGCAUCCUUCCGUUACCCGAUGGAUUUCAACUUCUACAUCCAAAAUUUCACCGCCAUUCCAUACAAUCGUGCUGUCAAGCCACGUCAGGAGGCAACUGUUAUGUAUUCAUUCUACCCUGCUGAGGCCUUUGCUGCACGUCCCUUGGGACUCACUGUCAACCUUGCUUAUCAUGAUGCUGAUGGAAACUCAUUCUUGGAGGCUGUCUUCAAUCAGACUGUCAGUAUUGUUGAGUUAGAUGAGGGUAUGGAUGGUGAGACCUUCUUCCUCUACCUCUUUAUGCUGGCCUUUAGUGUGCUGCUGCUUGUGGCCGGACAUCACUUUCUCUCCUCAUUCGGCCGCAAGAAGGGAAGCAAGAAGGCUGUCGUGGAGGUUGGUACCGGCAAACGUGACGACGUGGACUAUGAUUGGCUUCCCAAGGAGGUCCUCAAUGAAAUCAAGAAGACCCCACGUCAGUCACCUAGGCAACGGAAAGCCAACCGUGACGCUAGUUCUAAGUAAAUCCUCAGAUGUUACUACUGAAGAUGUUCAGUUGACUACACCAGAUGAUUAUCAGCAUUGUAAUCAUACCCAGUGUGGAGUAAGACAGAGAGAACAGGAACUGGAGUUUUCUGUAGAUGGAGACAUUAAUGGAAAGGGUUUUCUAUUCAUCUUAAUAACAUCAAAUGAAGGCAUGUGGCUGAUAUUGAUGACCCCCUGUGCCUGCUUACUACAACAGCCAUCGAAGUGUACAUUUUCAAGAUUGUUAGGGUUAUUUUUAUGUGCCCUUCAUCUCUUAAGUCUCAUAUCCACUAUACGUCAGUGCCCCCAAAGUUAUCUUCAGUCUUAUUGACUAUUUGUUAGCUGUUAAAAAGUUCACAAAUUAUAUUCAUUACCUCUCUUUAAGGCAUUUAGUCAGUGUGUCUGAAGACAGCUUUGGGGGCAUUGAAGAAUAUGCUUGGUUGUGGAUUAGUGUGGAAGCAAAACUUGUUGUCAUGGGUAUUUUUUUAUUUUAUUUGCUACAGUGUUAGCAAAACAGUGUCCUAUACAGUACUAAUGUAAUGGAGGACCAAUAAAAAAAAAUCUAUU
Messenger RNA from Homarus americanus (American lobster), 1525 nucleotides. Its product is annotated as translocon-associated protein subunit alpha-like. The transcript is spliced from 5 exons. Bases 83 to 958 code for a protein of 291 amino acids. The record is from RefSeq and is a predicted model, not a curated record. Gene Ontology annotation, cellular component: endoplasmic reticulum membrane; endoplasmic reticulum. Lineage: Eukaryota; Metazoa; Arthropoda; Malacostraca; Decapoda; Nephropidae.